Cuscuta campestris is the source of this 1872-nucleotide messenger RNA. The record is from the annotation of a GenBank genome assembly. NCBI's taxonomy places the organism in Eukaryota, Viridiplantae, Streptophyta, Magnoliopsida, Solanales, Convolvulaceae.
CCUCGUCAAUCCAAAUCUCUUUGAUGAUGCACUGCAAUGUCCUUUCUCCAUUUUUUAAUUCCUUCCACAGCUGAUGAUAUCACUAUAUAACUCCAUAACCGAAGCUUCAUGUCCGAACAACCAUGGCCAGCCUCUUCCGGAAAGUCUGGGAUUCUGUUUCUGGCAGUUCGCUUCCGAGUCCCGGGUCCAAAGGCUACCCGAGCGAUGGGUUUCAACAGCAGAUGUGUGUGUUACCGGCGUCAUCGUCGGCGGGGGAGUUCGAUCGGAUUCCGACCGAUAUAUUCGUUGUGAUCUUGAAGCUCCUCGGCCCCAAGGAGGCGGCGAAGCUCGCCGCCGUCUGUAAGCUGUGGAGAUUCGUCGUUUCAGAUAACCGGCUCUGGGUUCACUUCCUCCAGAACCAGCAGGAGCCUUGGGAUUAUAUAUUCUUCGCUGAAACUCACUUGCGAUCUGGUCAUCCUCUUCGGGCAUUUGCUAAUCCGGUUGCUGAACUUUCAUUCAUGCAUAUUUAUGGCCAACGUGCUAAGGUUCCGGGAACUAUGAUUAUUGAUGGUGGUUCUGGCUAUUGUAAAUAUGGAUGGAAUAAAUAUACUCGUCCAUCGGGGAGAUCAGCCACAUUUUUAGAGUUUGGUAACAUUGAAUCUCCAAUGUAUUCUAGGCUGAGGCAUUUCUUCACGACGAUAUAUAGCAGGAUGCAGGUGAAAACGUCAACACAACCGAUUAUUGUGUCCCUUCCAAUAUGCCAUUGUGAUGGUGAGCCUCCUUGUUAUAUUGCAUCUCUCCUAUUCUUUGUCCAUCUUGAGACUUAUCACCUUCAAUUGUUUGUAUGUAUGUGCACACACUUAGGUUGAUCGAUGUAAUAUUUUGUGGAGUAAUUUUUAGUCUAUUUACUUCUCCCUCCACCCCGAAUUAAUUCUUCCUAGUUUGAAUUCACGGAGUUAAGAAAGUUGUUGGAAAAAAAGUGGGUGGUUGGAAUUUUUUUAGAAGAAAGAAAGAUUGUGGACCACAUAUUCUUUCCUUUUGGGACGGUCUAAAAACGAAAGUUAGACGAUUAAUUCGGGACGUGGGGGAGCAUGUUUGAACUUUUAUGCCAUUCAUAUGCACAAUGUCAUAUUUUUUACUCCUCUAUAUGGUUCUACACUUCAGAUCUGAAAUCUUGGAAAUGCACCUGGGAAGGAUCUAGAAGAAGCUAUCCUCCCAGCAUGUGUGUGUGCGUGCGUCAUUUAUAUUGAUCCUUGAAAUGUGUAGAAAGAAUAGAUAAAAUACAUGAGCUGCAUUAGUUUUGAACCUUUUUCUUUUGUUGUAUGUGUAUUCUAUAUAUAUUUGAACUUUCAUAUCUUUCAUAUGCAAAGUGUCUUACGUGUUUCACUAUAUGGAUUUCAACAUUAGACAUCGAAUCUGACAAAUUAUCUCGGAAGCAGCUAAAUGAAGCUAUCCUUUCAGCAUUAUUUGACAUGCAUGUUCCUGCUGUUUGUGCCAUUAACCAGGUUUUUAUGUCGUUAAAUUAUUUUUCUGCUUUUUUUUUUCGAUUAACGAUGGCUGUAAGCUUCAUAUGCCCUUGUAAAAUGGGGGUAAAGAUUGUGAACGAUGUUAUUAUAAUUUUCAAGUUGAACCUUUUGGCCUGAUUUUUUUAUUAAAAAAAGAGAUGUAUCGAUCAUGAUCUUCUAUUGAUAGUAAAACAGCAUAAUGCAUUUUCUUGCUGCACAAUUUUAAGGGGCGUCUUGAUGAUGUAAUACCAUAGCUUAGUUUUUAGCAGUAAAAAAGCAUUAACCAUAUGUGACAUAUUUUAGAAAACUAGCCAGUUCACCCUUUAUGGGAAAGGAAAUCUAACAUAUCUAGAUAUUAUAUCACUGGAAAUAAUGAGAGCCGAAAUCU